Rangifer tarandus platyrhynchus (Svalbard reindeer) is the source of this 351-nucleotide messenger RNA. NCBI's taxonomy places the organism in Eukaryota, Metazoa, Chordata, Mammalia, Artiodactyla, Cervidae. The record is from the annotation of a GenBank genome assembly.
AUGACCCCUUCUAUUGAGAUAUUUGCUUUAUUGUGCUGGUCUGGAGCUGAAUCUGUAAUAUCUCCAAGGUACCUAUGUAUGGUUUAUUACUCCUUUCGUGCUGGGCAACUUAUAGGAGAAGACUCUGGAAAAUACUUGCUGAAUGGAAGAAUGAAGAGCUUUUCAAAUGAUUCUAGCGUCCCUGCCAUUUCCUGGUGGGGUGGGGCAGAGGCUGGUUCCCUUUGCGUGCCCGUAAGAGCAACAGACACACAGCCCCGUGCAAGGGACCUCAUUCACCUCGGUGGAGCAUGGGCACCACGAGAUGUGUUGUGGGUGAGUGGUUAUCACCAUGACGUCAGCCUCAAAGGUUAG